Molecule: messenger RNA, 2571 nt
Organism: Trypanosoma grayi
Lineage: Eukaryota; Euglenozoa; Kinetoplastea; Trypanosomatida; Trypanosomatidae
Exons: 1
Coding region: 1-2571 (856 amino acids)
Source: RefSeq, a predicted model, not a curated record
AUGCCACACGAUCAACAAUUAUGUGAUGGGUGCGGCAAGAUCGCUUCGUCGUUUCAGUGCCCGCUCUGUCAGGCGGAGGCGGUCACUGACCGUGGCUUCUUCUGCACUCAAGAAUGCUUUGCCAAAAACUGGUUGGGCCACCGUGGUUCCUUUCACAAAAGCGGUGUGGUGCGGGCAAAGCCGCAGUCGCAAUCUACAAAAGUCGAAGAGGCUGGCGAUGGUGGGACUCGCAAGCGAUCAGCAAAGGAAGUGACGGCUGUCGGUGACUCAACGAAGAAAAAGCUAAGGGUAUCUAAAGAGGGUCAUGAGGAAUCUGAGGUGAAGAUGCCCAUUGUUGUGCCAUGGCACGUGUUGCCUUCAGUGGGGUGCGGCAAUGCGAAGGUCGUACCGUCGCUGUCACCCGGCGUCCCUCGUGUUGUGGUUGGAGGAUCCUCAUCGGAUCGUCGCAUUGCAUUCUGGUCUGCUGCUGUUGCUGCGUCGCACCAUAUCGCCGCCGAGCUCGCGGCCCAGGAUAAAGGUGCGCCACUCCACGUGCUAGCCAUCACGAGCAGCCCACUUGCAGCGCACGCCAUGGCAUGGGCGUUGCGCUGCACCGGACUUGCUGGCGCGCUGAAACUUGCUGUGAGCGCCGCGGCUGAUGACUUGGCAGCUGACCCGUCAGCGCACUUCACCGGGCAGCGGCAGAUCGUCGUCACAACUCAGGAUGUCGCGCGGCGUGUAGCCAACGGCACGACAUCUGCGUGGCUGCCGGGGGAGAAGGGUCUGCUGGUGACGCUUCCGGGCGUUGCUGACGCAGCCGAUUUCCAAGCGGUUCAUACGCGUGCUGUCUUUUUUGUUCACCGAAAUGAGGCAUCGGCAUCGCCAGAGGAGAGUUGGUGUGCGGAGGAGGAGGUGGCCCAUCAUGUAACGCCACUGUCCGACGCCCCCUCGGAACUGCAUAACCUUCUUGAGACUGCUGCUGCUCCUGCCUCAGCAUCAUCUAUCGGAGAGAACUGCGUUGUCCCAGUUGAGAAGCCUGUCCGAUUUGACAACGACGUGUCGACAUCACUUGCACGUGGAGAUUUGUCGGGUGCCCUUCAGCACCUUGUGCGGCUGUACAGCACACACCGAGGGGUAUUCGAAGAGAUCCUCGCGAACAGUUUUCUUUCAGCAGUUGGCGCCGCCAGCGUGGCACAUGCUCACCACAUUGUUGCAUAUGCGGCCCGACACCUUGUUGAUCACUCCACACGGUUCAAAGGCCCACAGGGAGGCACGCUGAAGGAGAUGUCCCUGCGCGCUUUAUCGAAGGUGGUGCGGCUGUUUCCACCCAUAAUAGCACCCGAGGAUGAGCCAAACGCAAAUAAAAAAAUGAAGCGCAAGGGACCUGCUGAAGGCACCAAAGAGAGUGCCAAUAGCAGCGGUGGUGACAAUGACAACAACACGUCUGUGGAUCCGCCUUCUGCGGCGGAGAGAGAUCGGCUCUUUAACUACUAUGAUGCUCUUCCCAAUUUGCAGCUGCAGGCCACACUGUGCCACUUAUAUCCCCAUGCGUCGCCAAACGUAAUCGAUACUUUAGGCGCUGCCUGGGGUGUGAAGAAGAUUCUGCGCGGCCCUGAUGCACUGAAGCAAGCGGAUCAAAGACGCAAGGAUGCGGUGCGGCGUCUUCAAAGCCGCUACGGAUCCAAAUUAGGCCCUGCCUUUGCCAACUAUCUUGUUGUUCUAAUGCACUUCCUCUACGACGCGGUGGCGGGCUACUCCCUCGCCGUGGAUGGCGUGGAGCAACGUCUAUUAUGGUCCCUGACACUUGAGGGAGAAGUGGGGCCUCUGCAUACCUUCCUUUCGAACUGCUUCUUGCUCCCGACCGCGGAGCCACCAACGGAGACAAAGGAAACAACGGCUAAGAAACUCUCCAGUCGCCAGCUGACAAAGAAGCCCGUUAGUCGUACAGUACUUCUGCGUAUGCUGCCAGUGCGAACUGCCUCUGCAGAGGAGACUCUGCUUCUCCCAUGGGUGCUGCUUCCCUUGGCAGGCCAACGGAAGCGCGAUGUCGAGCGGCUGCAACGGCAGGCGGUGGAAGAGAUCCUUAUGGCAAUGCCACGCAAGCCGCGACCGAUGUACAUUGGCGACGUUGGUAACCUUAUUGGCAAGUGGUUCCGCUUCAACUCUCGUUUCGAUGGUGCCCUCGGUGUGAGCCUCAUGGAGUUCCUCACCCAGCACCCAGAGGCUUUCCGCGUCGUUGGCAACCUCGUGACGCGGCGCACUGCGGGUGUCGCGGACCAGGUGAAGAUGCGCUUCGACGAUGAUAGUGGCGACGACGAUGAUGACGAUGAUGAUGACAAGGAGCGCAAGGCGAAGGACCGCGCGUUGCUUACCGGUGCGAGGAGUGGCAAGGGUGCUGCCAUGGGCGGAAAAGACCUACCGGCUCGUGCGCGGAAGAAGGCGAUGGUGAAGGCGUUCAACAAGUCGCGCUUUAACCGCAACUAUAAACCGAUCGAUCCCUCCGCCAAGGUGCCCGGCUACGUAAAACACGCCCCACGCAAAGUCAAGGGCCGCGGCCGCAAGGCCAACAAGCGCACAGUCAAGCGAGGAUAA